UUCUCUCUCUUCUAUUAAUUGUAACAGUCAUCUUUCUCCUUUAGUAUUCCUCAUUAUUUGUAAUCUUCUUUACAUAGUCACUCAGUACUUGCUUUUUCUCAGAAAGAAACCAAACAAACAUACAAUAGAAGAAGCUUGAUCGAACUAAAAUGGCCAAGUCCUACGAAGAAGAGCACCCCAAGAAGGCUUUUGGUUGGGCUGCUAGAGAUUCAUCUGGAGUCCUCUCUCCCUUCCAUUUCUCAAGAAGAGAAAACGGAGAGAAAGAUGUUACGUUUAAAGUGAUGUACUGUGGGAUAUGCCACUCCGACUUGCAUAUGCUCAAGAAUGAAUGGGGCGUUUCCACAUAUCCUCUCGUGCCUGGGCACGAGAUAGUUGGAAUGGUAACAGAGGUGGGAAGCAAAGUGCAGAAAUUCAAAGUUGGUGACAAAGUUGGCGUGGGGUGCAUGGUGGGCUCCUGUGGCUCAUGCGAUAGUUGUGCUAAUGAUCUAGAGAAUUACUGCCCAAAGAUGAUCCUCACAUAUGCCGCCAAAUACCACGACGGAACCACCACCUACGGAGGCUACUCCGAUAUCAUGGUGGCCGACGAGCAUUUCAUCGUUCGCAUUCCCGAUAGCCUACCUCUUGACGCUGCUGCUCCUCUCCUCUGCGCUGGGAUUACAGUCUACAGUCCCUUGAAAUACUAUGGACUCGAUAAGCCUGGUCUUCAUGUGGGGAUCGUUGGUCUAGGUGGGCUGGGCCAUGUCGCUGUGAAAUUUGCCAAGGCUCUUGGGACUAAGGUCACAGUCAUCAGUACCUCUCCGAACAAGAAGCAAGAAGCUAUUGAACACCUUGGUGCCGACUCAUUUUUGGUCAGCCGUGACCAAGAACAGGUCCAGGCUGCCAAUGGAACCAUGGAUGGUAUUAUUGACACAGUUUCUGCUGUUCAUCCUCUAUUGCCUUUAAUUGGUCUUUUGAAGCCUCAUGGAAAGCUCGUUAUGGUUGGUGCUCCGGAGAAACCACUUGAACUGCCAGCUUUUUCUUUGAUAUUGGGAAGAAAGAUAGUAGGUGGAAGUUCCAUUGGAGGGAUGAAAGAAACACAAGAAAUGAUUGACGUUGCAGCCAAGCACAACAUAACAGCUGAUAUUGAGGUUAUUCCUAUUGAUUACGUGAACACAGCAACGGAACGCCUUUUAAAAGCAGAUGUCAGAUACCGAUUUGUGAUCGACAUUGCAAACACAAUGAAGCCAACUAGCUCUUAUGAUUAAUAUUUAUAUAUAUUUGUUUCGAUUUCUAUAAUAUACAGUGCUCAAUGCUCAAUUAUGUGUGCGAAUCAUUGAAACAAAAGCUAGUUUAUGUAAGGUGCCGUCAUUUUGGUUUUUGGAACUUUUCUUGGUAUUUCGAUAAACAUAGAAUAAAACUGUACAUUUUGGGUAAGUUUGUUAUCCAUUAUUAUCUCUUAUUGUAUUAUAAUUAAUUGUGUUUUAUAUAGAAUAUAUUUAUAUAGUAAUAUAUUUGGUAUUGACUUUUACUAAAAUAUUAUGUAUUUAUAAGUAAAUACAAGUCAAUACCAAAUAUUUUACUGUAUAAAAAUAUACUAUAAAACAUAAUUUAUUAUAAUACAAUACAACCUAAUACAACACAUCAUACAGAUGGACACUACUAUUUCUGUAACGUCCCAAAAUUCUUAAUAAGGCAUAGUACCUAGAUUAGGGGCCAAGAGGGCAUUAUUGGAAUAUUAUGUAUUUAUAUAUGAAUUAAUUGAAUAUUUAUGUGAUUAUGUGAA
This is a messenger RNA of Humulus lupulus (European hop), 1762 nucleotides long. RefSeq names its product probable mannitol dehydrogenase. NCBI's taxonomy places the organism in Eukaryota, Viridiplantae, Streptophyta, Magnoliopsida, Rosales, Cannabaceae. The transcript is spliced from 5 exons. Gene Ontology annotation, molecular function: cinnamyl-alcohol dehydrogenase activity; zinc ion binding. The record is from RefSeq and is a predicted model, not a curated record. Bases 150 to 1244 code for a protein of 364 amino acids. Gene Ontology annotation, biological process: lignin biosynthetic process.